AUGAGUAUUACAGCGGGACCUAAGGUGACGACGACAGCAGCAUUAGUUAAUACGGACAGAAAGAUGAAUAACCAUCAUUCGACUCAGGUGCUGCAUGGAUCAGGGCAGCACGGAAUGCAACCAUCCGGAAACAAUGUUUUGAACGGUCUUGCUAAUGGUGCUACUGGAUUGCAAUCCAGUGCUUCUAGCACGAGCACAAGAGACGAUUCGACAAUUGUCGGGUUGCAUUAUAAGAUUGGCAAGAAAAUCGGUGAAGGUUCGUUUGGUGUUUUGUUUGAAGGUGUAAAUAUGAUUAACAACGUCCCAGUAGCAAUUAAGUUCGAACCAAGAAAGACUGAUGCACCUCAGUUGAAGGACGAGUACAGGACGUAUAAGAUUUUAAGCGGAUCCGAAGGUAUCCCUCAGGCGUAUUAUUUUGGUCAAGAAGGGUUGCACAACAUUUUAGUCAUUGAUCUUUUGGGUCCAUCUUUAGAAGAUCUUUUCGAUUGGUGCGGCCGUAGAUUCUCUAUCAAGACCGUGGUUCAUGUUGCUAUACAAAUGAUUACGUUGAUUGAAGAGUUACAUGAUCAUGAUUUGAUAUACCGUGAUAUAAAACCGGAUAACUUUUUAAUUGGUAGACCAAAUCAACCGGAUGCUAAUAUGGUCCAUUUGAUCGAUUUCGGUAUGGCGAAAUUGUAUCGUGAUCCAAAGACAAAACAGCAUAUCCCAUACCGUGAAAAGAAAUCGCUCAGUGGUACCGCUCGUUACAUGUCUAUCAACACACAUCUGGGUCGUGAACAAAGUAGAAGAGACGAUAUGGAAGCAUUGGGACACGUAUUUUUCUAUUUCCUAAGAGGUCAAUUACCAUGGCAAGGGUUAAAAGCAGCUAAUAAUAAGUUGAAAUAUGAAAAGAUUGGUGAAAAAAAGAGAUCAACAAACGUGUACGAUUUAUCACAAGGGUUACCAGUUCAAUUUGGUCGUUAUUUGGAAAUUGUAAGAAACUUGGGUUUCGAAGAGACUCCGGAUUAUGAAGGUUACCGUAAACUAUUAUUGUCAGUAUUGGAUGAAUUAGGACAGAAAUUGGACGGAGAAUACGAUUGGAUGAAAUUAAACGGUGGUCGUGGUUGGGAUCUGGCCAUUAACAAGAAACCUAACUUGCACGGAUAUGGUCACCCAACUCCUCCGAAUGAAAAGAGUAAGAGACAUAGAAAUAAGUUUAACCAAGUUCCAUUAGCGGUAAACAAUUUGAACGGAUCAAACGUUCCCUUACAAUCACAUUCCCCAUUACCUGGUGGAACCGAUUUAACUCAAGGUGUUAGCAAUGCCCCUCAACAACCACAACAGAUCAUGUCUCAACAACAAUAUCAACAACACACACAACAAAGGCUGGACCCUAUGUCAUACGAAGCUUACAAGCAGCAAGUCCAACAACGUUACGCUCAACAACCACAACCAACGCAACAGAAAGCUCAAAAGUCACCAAACAAUGAUACUUCACAACAACAAUUCUCACAAAAUCGUCAACAACAACCACAGUAUCAAUUUCAACAGAAUCAACCACAAAACGGUAAAGUCCAAGUGGCAGAUUCCAAUUCAGAAAAGGGAUUUUUCAGCAAGCUUGGCUGUUGUUAG
Kluyveromyces lactis is the source of this 1611-nucleotide messenger RNA. RefSeq names its product casein kinase I homolog. The coding region runs from base 1 to 1611 and encodes 536 amino acids. The record is from RefSeq and is a predicted model, not a curated record. Gene Ontology annotation, cellular component: cytoplasm; nucleus. Gene Ontology annotation, biological process: signal transduction; endocytosis; peptidyl-serine phosphorylation. The transcript has a single exon. Gene Ontology annotation, molecular function: protein serine/threonine kinase activity; ATP binding. Lineage: Eukaryota; Fungi; Ascomycota; Saccharomycetes; Saccharomycetales; Saccharomycetaceae.